Messenger RNA from Antechinus flavipes (yellow-footed antechinus), 10715 nucleotides. Its product is annotated as zinc finger protein ZFP2-like. The record is from RefSeq and is a predicted model, not a curated record. The coding region runs from base 2255 to 4387 and encodes 710 amino acids. Gene Ontology annotation, biological process: regulation of transcription by RNA polymerase II. Gene Ontology annotation, molecular function: RNA polymerase II cis-regulatory region sequence-specific DNA binding; DNA-binding transcription factor activity. The transcript is spliced from 5 exons. Lineage: Eukaryota; Metazoa; Chordata; Mammalia; Dasyuromorphia; Dasyuridae.
UGUGUAGUGGUUUCUCAGAAUUGUCUUAAGCAUUUCUCUGAUCAAUAGUGAUUUGGAACACUCUUUCAUAUGAGUGGAAAUAGUUUCAAUUUCAUCAUCUGAAAAUUGUUCAUAUCCUUUGACCAUUUAUCAAUUGGAGAAUGGCUUGAUUUCUUAUAAAUUUGAAUCAAUUCUCUAUAUAUUUUGGAAAUGAGGCCUUUAUCAGAACCUUUAACUGUAAAAAUGUUUUCCCAGUUUGUUGCUUCUCUUCUAAUCUUGUUGGCAUUAGUUUUGUUUGUACAAAGGCUUUUUAAUUUGAUAUUAUCAAAAUUUUCUAUUUUGUGAUUAAUAAUGAUUUCUAGUUCAUCUUUGGUCCCAAAUUCCUUCCUCCUCCACAAAUCUGAGAGAUAAACUACCCUAUAUUCCUCUAAUUUAUUUAUAAUCUCGUUCUUUAUGCCUAAAUCAUGGACCCAUUUUGAUCUUAUUUUGGUAUACGGUGUUAAGUGUGGGUCCAUGCCUAGUUUCUGCCAUACUAAUUUCCAGUUAUCCCAGCAGUUUUUAUCAAAUAAUGAAUUCCUAUCCCAAAAGUUAGGAUCUUUGGAUUUGUCAAACACUAGAUUGCUAUAGUUCACUAUUUUGUCCUGUGAAUCUAACCUUUUCCACUGAUCAACUAGUCUAUUUCUUAGCCAAUAUCAAAUGGUUUUAGUAACUGCUGCUUUAUAAUAUAGUUUUAGAUCCGGUACAGUUAGGCCACCUUCAUUUGAUUUUUUUUCAUUAAUUCCCUUGGGAUUCUUGACCUUUUGUUCUUCCAUAUGAAUUUUGUUAUUUUUUCUAGAUCAUUAAAAUAUUUUCUUGGGAGUCUGAUUGGUAUAUUACUAAAUAAAUAGAUUAGUUUAGGGAGUAUUGUCAUCUUUAUUAUAUUCACUCGGCCUAUCCAAGGGCACUUAAUAUUUUUCCAGUUAUUUAAAUCUGACUUUGUGUGGAAAGUGUUUUGUAAUUUUGCUCAUAUAGUUUCUGACUUUACUUUGGUAGAUAGAUUCCCAAAUAUUUUAUACUAUCGACAGUAAUUUUGAAUGGAAUUUCCCUUUGUAUCUCUUGCUGUUGGAUUUUGUUGGUGGUGUAUAAAAAUGCUGAGGAUUUAUGUGGGUUUAUUUUGUAUCCUGCAACUUUGCUAAAGUUGUGAAUUAUUUCUAAUAGCUUUUUAGUAAAAUUUCAUGGGUUCUCUAAGUAUACCAUCAUAUCAUCUGCAAAGAGUGAUAGUUUGGUUUCCUCAUUUCCUACUCUAAUUCCUUUAAUCUCUUUCUCAGCUUUUAUUGCCUGGCUCCUUAUUGUUACUAUUUUCAUGAUGACUAUUCUCCCUGGCUCAUUAUUGUUACUGUUGCUAUCAUGAUGAGUCUCCUGGCUCAUUCUUGUUACUGUUGCCAUGCUGAUGAUACUUCUGGCUCAGGGGAAUUUUUUACAGCAUUAUCCCUUGCAUUCACUUCUGUUCCGAUUUUUCCCCUCCCUCCCUCCACCCUCUCCCCCAGAUGGUAAGCAGUUGAAUAGAUUACAGUAUAUCCUAGAUUCAAUAUAUGUGUGCAGAACUGAACAGUUUUCUUGUUGCACAGGGAGAAUUGAAUUCAGAAGGUACCAGUUAGCUUUCUUAGAGGCCUCUCUCCCUCCUUGGUUCCAGGAGCUUUUGCAGCUUGUCUUUUAGCUCUUCCAGCUUCUGCCUCUAGCUCAACUCCGACUCGUGGCUUCUCAGUCUCCAACUGAUGCUCCCCUCUCAAUCUUUUCAACUGACUGACUGAGCUCAGCUGUUUUUAUGCUCUUUUAGAGGUGUAAACUCAAAGGUUGACUCCUCCUCUGAGAGUGGGAUUAUGGGAGGUGUGAAUUUGGAUAUCUCAUACUGAACCCUGAACUCUCCCAAAUGUGUGAACUAAUGUGUGAACUCUCAAAGGUGUUAACUUAAGCAUUGUUUCUAUCAAUUCCAUUGAGUUAUCACCUUGUUUCAAGUUCUGGCUCAUAACCGAUUGACAAUGUCAUGAUGAUACUCCCUGGCUCAUUAUUGUCACUGUUGCCAUCAUGAUGAUUCUCUUGGCUCAUUAUUGUUACUAUUGUCAUGAUUAUUCUCCCUGGCUCAUUAUUGUCACUGUUGCCAUCUUGAGGCUUCUCCAUGAUUCAGCAUUGUAACUGUUGUUAUCCUGAUGAUUCUCUAUUGUCUUAGGCCUCUCUGGAUGGUUCUGGGCCUCCCUGGGCACUGCUCUUGGGCUGAACCUUCGCUCUGAAGGGCGUCAUGGCGUGCUUGGCUCUCAUGUUGGAGGAGCAAGCUUGGCUCUCUCCGGCCUCCGCCCUGAGCCAGAAAUGGAGCCAGGAGGAGGAUGACAGAAGAUCUUCUGGCCUCUCCACGGCCAGCUCCCUGGGCUUGGUGACGUUCAGGGACGUGGCGGUGGUCUUCACCCAGGAGGAGUGGAGCUGGCUGGACGCUGCCCAGAGGGCUCUGUACCAGGACGUGAUGCUGGAGAACUACGAGCACCUCGUCUUCCUGGGCGCAGGCUUUCCCGCUUCCCGGGCUGACGUGAUCUCCCAGCUGGAGAGAGGAGAAGUGCCCUUGAUGCUGGAGCAGAAUCUCCCCGGAGGCCCUUUGGCAGAUUUCCUUGAUCAGGAGAGUAGAUGCGAAAUCCUGGACUCUAUCUUAAUGCCUGGAAUUUGGAUGAAGGCGUCAUCUAAGGAAGAACUUGAAAGAGACGAUCUCUGGGAUUCUAAGAUCAGAGAAGUUUGGGAAUAUCAGCAGGGAAUCCAAGAGAAACAACUGGGGCAAUUAGCCGCUGCUUACAGAAGUUCUUCGUUCAGGAGAGGUUUCGGGCAGGGUUCCCUCCUCGUUCCCCAACAGGGAAUCCCUGUGGCAAAGCAGUUCCAUAAAUAUGAUGUCCUCGGAAAGAGUUUCAAGCAUUUUUCAGACAUAAUUAAACAUACUAGGAUAUCCUUUGGGAAGAAAGUUUGUAAAUAUAAUAAAUACAGAAGAGCCUUCAAUUACCACUCUGAACUCAUUCACUUUAAUGUAGAAAAUAGUGAAGGUGAGUCAUAUGAAUGUAACGAGUGUGGGAAAGUCUUUAGCCAGAGAAGAUAUCUUAUUGUACAUCAGAAAAUUCAUACCGGGUACAAGCCCUACGAAUGUAACGAAUGUGGGAAAGCCUUCAGCCAGAGGGGCCACCUUAAUGCCCAUCAGACUGUUCACACUGGACAAAAGCCCUAUAUUUGUACUGACUGUGGGAAAGCCUUCAGCCAGAGGGGCCACCUUAAUGAACACAGAAGUAUUCAUACUGGCGAGAGACCUUUUGAAUGUAAUGAGUGUGGGAAAGCCUUUCAUCGUAGGGGAAGACUUACUGAACAUCAGAAAAUUCAUAUUGGAGAGAAACCCUUUGAAUGUAAUGUGUGUGGGAAAACGUUCAUUCGAAAGGGAAGUCUUACUGACCAUCAGAAAAUCCAUGCUGGGGAGAAGCCCUUUGAAUGCAAUGAAUGCGGGAAAUUCUUUACCCGCAAGAAAUCUCUUUUUUAUCAUCAGAGGAUUCAUACUGGUGAGAAACCCUUUGGCUGCAAUGUGUGUGGGAAGUGCUUCAGCAGGAGGGCGAGCCUUAAUGAACAUCAAAGAGUUCACAUUGGUGAAAAGCCCUUUGAAUGCAAUGAAUGUGGGAAAGCCUUCAGUAGCAACUCCCGGCUCACUCUGCAUCAAAGAAUGCACACGGGAGACCAACCUUUUGUGUGUAAUGAAUGUGGGAAAUGCUUUAGCAGAAGGAAAAGCCUCACUGCACACCAGAGAAUCCACACUGGAGAGAAACCCUUUGAAUGCAACGAAUGCGGGAAAACCUUCAGCUGGAGGGGGAGCCUUAUUGAGCAUCAGCGAAUUCAUAUCGGGGAGAAACCGUUUGGAUGUAGCGAAUGUGGGAAGAACUUCAGCCACAGAACAACCCUCGUUUAUCAUCAGAGAAUUCACACUGGUGAGAAACCAUUUACUUGUGAGGAGUGUGGGAAGGCUUUUAGCCGGAGGGUUCACCUUACUGUCCAUCAGAGAAUUCAUACUGGCGAAAAAUCUUUUAUAUGCAUUGAAUGUGGGAAAGUGUUCAGCCGGAGGGGCCACCUCACCGGGCAUAAAAGAAUCCAUAAUGGCCAGAAGCCCUUUGAGUGUAAGGAAUGUGGGAAAUUUUUCAGCCAGAGGGGAAACCUCACCAAACAUCAGCAAGUUCACAAGAAGAAACCCUUUGAUUUCAGUGAAUGUGAGACCUUCAGUUAUGACUCCCACAGUCUCCAGCAGAGAAUAAAUCCUGAAGAAAAGCCCUUUGAGAAGGAUGAUUCAAAGCAAGUCUUCAUUCAGGGGGAAUCCUUUACGAUUUCAGAAGGAAUUCAGAUGAGAGAGGGAGAGACUUUUUGAAUCGAACACUUGUACUCCAUUGAGAGCCCAUGCCUUGAUUACAGUGAAACUUCAAUGAAAUUCAGACAGUUCAUAUUGGGAAAAAUAAUAAUAAUCCUUACAAAUGUUAAUAAGAACACUUUUGAGACCUAAUUCACCUAUCACCAGAAGUUUUGUCCUAUUAUUGACAGAUGCUAAUUAGAAAUAAUGUGGGAAAAGCUUCAUGAAGAGUUGUCAUGUGUCAGGUACUAGACAUUGCGAUGGUGGAAUUUGCCAGCAGCCCAGAGAAUCACAUUUCUGAUUUGGAAGUAGCUCGGAGUCUGGCUCAUCCCACCCAUCCCCAAAAAGGAAUCCUUUCUACAAUUUAACUCUCAGUCUUUACUUAAAGCCCUCCGGGGAGAUCCUGGGCACUUGGAUUGCCUCCCUUUGAAAACAGAUCGUUUCAUUUUUUCAUGACACUAGUUAUGAGAAUUGUCCUUCUACCAAGCUUCCAUUUACUUCUUUGUGAUUCCCAUCCACUGUCCCACUUCUUCCCCUUUGGACCUGAAGCUUAAUUCACUAAAAUCCACACUAAAGUUCACACUAAAGAUUCUCAAAGAUACCCACCAAGUUUUCAAGUCUUCUCUCCCAUCUAAACCCCAUCCCCCAUUCUUUUCUUUUUCUGUGCUGAACAUUCUCAGUUUCUUCAACUAAUGCUUCUAUAGAUAUGGUCUGAACCGGAAAUCCUUUGCCAUCCUACUUGGGCUUCUUUGGCGUUCUCCCUAAAAAUGUUCUCAGAACAGAGUCUAAUAAUCUUGAUUUGGGCUAACCAAAUCAGAUUCUCGUGGGUCCCUCUCCUCCUAGAUUGUAUCUUGUCGAAGCUAUACCUGCAAACCAUUCUUUGCCCAUCUCACACUACAAGGACAGAGGUUUCAAGUCCUUCCUCUGUCACAUACUAAUAGUAUGGACUGAAUGAGACCCCAGGCAGCUGUCCUAAAACAAACCAUGGGAGCAGAUGGUUUCAAAGAAGAACAACUGGUUCAGAGCUCUGGGAUUGGGGGGACUCCCAUAGUUAUGGAGCACUAUGUGAGUGAUGAAACAACCAAGGAAUUGGAGAGAGACAAAACAGAUAGUAGAAACCAGGAGAGAUUAUGGAGAUCAUUAAAAAAUAGCCAGAAAGACACAGGUGGUUGAUGGUGACAUAUUUCAAAGGGAUGAAGAAUGUUUGAGUUGAUAUCGAAAGCAUUUAUUAAACACCUACUCUAUGCCAGGCACUGUCCUAGGUGCUUGGGAUACAAAGAUAGAAAUGUAUCGGAACCUUCUCUCAAAGACCUUACGUUGUUCUGUGUGGGAGAAGGGGGCAACAGGGACACAGAUAAGCGAAUAAACACAAAACAGCACAAACUACAUGGCGGGAUUCACCAAUGAAUGAGAAAACCACAAAAAAGCUUAUAAGUGGCUUUUGAGAUGAGUCUGGAAGAGGUUUUAUUGGGUUGGGGUAAGGACAGUAUUUCAGGAAUGGGGGAUGGCUGCAGAAUGUCUGGAAAGGGAGAAUGAAUGUCAUGAACAAGGCUUCUGAAACUGGAGCGGGGUGUGCUGGGAGAAUUUUUUUUGCUUAUCCAGCUGGUAAGCCAGCACUGUCCACAGAGACAAAAAAGGUGCAACUUAUGAGACAUGUUCCACCAUCAGUUUACAACUUAGCUAGUGAUAUUUAGUUGUAAUGUGAGGCAGAGAGAGAGAGAGAGGGAAAGGGAGAGGGAAGGAAAGAGAGAGAGAGAGAGAGAGAGAAAGAAAGGAUUGCUCAGGACAAAAAAGAAAGAAAAUCUGCUUCUUAAAGAGAAUGUAAAUCAUGAGUUACUGGAAAUAGAAAAGGAAGGUGCCUUUUGUAGGCUAACAUAUCUCACUAACCCAAAUAGAUUCAUCUAUCACUUGUGACGUGUCCUUGGACUUUCAAGAGGGAGUUAUUGAAGUCUUCCUUUGUUACAGUUAAACCAAACAAGGGGGAAAAAGAGACACUCAUAGAGAUCAGCUAUUGUAAGCUGGUCCCAGAAUUCAUACUGGGAUCAGACAGAACAAAAAUAGCCAAUCUAGAACAAAAUGGAGUCUAGUUAUGUUGACUCUUAACAGACCCCCUGAGCUCUUAAAAAAUGACUUAUUAGAUGAAAUCAGCCAGGUAGGCUAGUGUCAUAUGGUGAAGGGAUGUGGAAGCUGGACUGAGGGUUGGUAUUUGACCCUAGAGAAGCAGUAGGGAGCCACUGGAGCUGUUUGAGCAGGGACAUGCUGUGGAUGCAUUGUGCUUUAGGAAUGUCUGCCAGCUGCCUAGUGGAUGGAAUGAAGAUGCAAGAGGCUGGAUUUUAAAGUCCUCGGCCACAAGGUAAUGAGAAUUUGGAGCAGCUUUGUUGUCAUGUGAAUGGAUGGGAGUCCAGGCAACACACACUUAUUCAGCACUUAAUAAUAUGUGCUGAGCACAGUGGAAGGAAACAAAUGGGACAGCUGCUGCGAUGGAGGAUUAGGACUGACAUGAGGUAAUAGUAAUUCAAAGAUCUUUGGUUAUACUGGAGAGGGCAGUUUCAGUGGAACGAUGUAUUUGGAAGCAAGAUUUCAAAACAUUGGGAAGUGGGCUGGAUGGGAAGGAGGACAGAAAAUAGAUCAUCUAGAAAGCUUUUUACAGGAAUUUGAUCAGGAAAGAAAAGAUAGGGAUGAAAACCAGGAAGUGGUAGGAUCAAGUCAAUGGAUUUUUGUUUGUCUUAAAUUUGGGCAUUACCGAGGGCCAGGGGUGUGCUAUAGUAGCUUGAAAUGACUAAAAGAGCCUAUUGUUAAAUUUUCCUUUUAAGCAUUCACUUCUGGGAAAUCAGCAAAUGCUACAGAUCAGGGCUUGAUUUAUUGCUUUAUGGACUAUCUAGACUUAAGAACAUGAACUGGAGAAGGAAAUGACAAACCGUGCCAGUAUUUGCCAAGAAAAUCCCAUGGACCAUGUUGUGAAGGGCCCGACACAGCUGAAUGGCAGUCACAACAAGAAGAAAGGGGUGGACAUGUUCAAAGAGAAGGACUCCUUUAAGCAACCAGAAGACUUAAAAUCAAGUUCACAAGGAGCAGAAUUUGUUUUAAAGGACUAGAGAUCUCUUAUUAGGUAUUAGAGCAAAGCACUAAGUAGAGAAUGAUGGUGAAAAGUUGAAGUGCAAAAUGGAAGAAAAGGAAAUUCAUGCUACAUGGCUUCUAUUUUCUUGCAGUUGGGUGCAAACUAGAUAGUGUUGGACCUAGAGUCAAGAAGGUUUGAGUUCAGCACUUGGUGACUUGCCCAGGGUCACACAGCUAGCAUCCUUCCUCUAGGCCCAGUGCUCAGUUGACUUUGCUACCUAGCUGCCCCCAGGAAAACAGAAAAGAGUUUAAGUUGGGGUGGGACAGAGACAGAGAAUCCGUUAUCACCCUCCCAAUACCUGGCUACCUGCAUGGCCCUCCUUUGAGCCCUGAGAGGUUGGCCUUUGCCCUAUUCACCUUCAUCUUUCCUGAUGAGGUCUAACGGGUCAUGAUGAAGCGAUGAAGGCGGGGAGUCUUCUAGAAUGAAGUUACAGGUUCAGGCCGUUUCCAAGUCAAGCUUUAUUAUGAUACCAUAUGGCGGGCUAAGUUCUUGUGAACUUGAAUUAGCAAAGGGCAAGGUGGGAUAAAAGUACCAUUGAAGACUUCUCUUUGGGUCUUGCCAUUUAUUCCUCUACAAUGAAACUAUGAGAGGUCUUCUCUUACUUUGAGAAAAGAGGAUUGCUAAAGAAGCAAUGUCUGCCUUAGGUAGAACUACAAGUUAAUCCUGCCAAAUACUCAAUAUGUAAAGCAAUGAAUAUCUGUGCUAUAAAUUAUUCUGUCAUUUAGAAAGUGCAUAAUAUUAAAUGUUUUUUUAAAGAUGAUGUUCAUAGCCAAAUCUGAGAGAAAUAACAUAGAAAAAAGAAUUAUAGACCAGUCUCACUAAUAUUGAUUUUACCUAAAAUAUUAAUAAUUAGACUCUAGCAAUAUAUUCUAAAAUGUUUACUAUGGCCAAGUUAGAUUUAUCCAUUAAACAUUUACACCAGAGAACAUUAAACAUUAGAAGACAUAGCAUCCUUAUGCAAACUACGUAAACAACAUAAUUAUAUCAAUAAAGAGAAAAACUUUUUUACUGCGUAAAUUAAUGGUACAGCCUAUUGCUGUAUUAGUCAUGGAUUUAUGGUACUAGAGAAAAUAAUAUAAUUCAUCUAGUGGAACAAAAGAUCUAGCAUCUCAAAGGGAAUAAUGGGGUAAAAUGCAGAAUUAAAAAGGGGUUAAUGUUAUUGUAAAGUGGUAUUGUCACUUUCAAAAACAUAGUGCCUACUAGUUGCCAGGCACUGUGUUAAGUGUUUUACAAAUAUUAUUUUAAAUAUUUUUCACAAUCUCAUGUGAACCACAAAUUGUUAUCUACACUGUAUUGUGUUUUUAUUUUUAACAAUGUUUCCCAAUUUCAUUUUCACUGGGUUCUAGUGGAAGUAGUUUUUCAGGUAGCGAGUUUGCCAGCUCUGCCAUCAGCAGUAAUUCCCAGAACUUUUUGAUACUGAUUCAAAGAGUAGAAAAGUAGAUUUGGGUUGUUCUUGGAUUGAUGGUGUCUUGGACCAAGCUGUUCAUUUGCUUCUAUGUCCUGCUUGUCUAACCUGAACAACUUUUCUAUUUUUGAGAUUGGCUGACUGCUUUAUCUGCAUGCCAUAAAAGUUUUGGCAUGUAACUUAAUUUGUUAUUCUUUGCAUUAAUGUAUUUUUUAUUUCUGUAAUUUGUUCUCAUUAUUAUGGAUGUCGUUAUUUUGGUCAACAUCUCACUAGUGCUUAUGUGUGUAUACAUAUAUACAUAUAUACAUAUAUACAUAUAUACAUAUAUAAUUGCAUUGUGGUCUACAAAUAAAGCCUGAAGCAGAUUAGAAUAUAAUUGGGAAAUAUUUAACACAUAAAAAUGCAAUAGGACAUAGAUAAUGUUAAUAUGUAGUUUUCUAAAUCAAUUUGUGGCCCCAUUUCUAUUUCAAUUUGACACCACUGCUUUAUAGCAAUAAAUUCACAGGUCUGACCCCAAAUUUUUAAAGAUAUUGAAAAUUAUGUUCGAUAUUUAUUUUUACACUUAUUUAUGAUUUCUCUUAGCACAUGUCCAGUUUUUGGUAAAGAAGUACCAGGUGAUGAGAAAUACUUAAUUUAAAAAAUAUACCUUUUCAAAAAUAGUCAUAACUUUUCAGCUCUUUAAAAAAUCCUGUUCUGCUAUCUUCCUUCUUAACUUUUAAUUAGACUUCUCAAGUUCUGAAAGAGUAAUAGGAGAGUACCCAUAAUUGUGUGUGUUUUUUAAUGUCUCUUUGUAACUUGGUAACUUCCUACUUAGAAGCUGUAGUUAAUAUGUAAAUAUUUAGUAAUGGUAUUGUUUUAUUAUUCGUAGUGCCUUUAUGUGUAACCUGAUUUUCCUGGUGGUUUUUUGACAUUGUCAGUUUUUAUUAUUGCCUUAUCUGAAAUGAAGAUUGCAAUUAAAAAAAAAAAAAGAUCAUCUAAAUAAUAGUAUAGUCUCUUCCAACCUAUUAUGAUUAAGUUUGUAUUUCCUCAGUAAUUCAUUUGCAUUAACUUUUUUUUUCUUUCCCUCCUUCAUCUACUUUUUUAUUUUGUUUUAUUGGAAGAAAAUAGAAAAAAAGAAAAACAGAAAAGGAAAAAAAAACAGAACAGAACAGAACAUUGUCAUGUGCCCAGUAGAACAUCGAGGAGGAUUCAAAAUCUAUAAUAAUAAAUUACUAGUUCAAGAAAGAAUAUAUAUGGGCAGCUAGAUGGUGUAGUAGAGUGCUGGCCCUGAAGUCAGGAGGGCCUGAGUUCAAAUUUGGCUCCAGACACCUAAUAUUUCCUAGCUGUGGGACCCUGGGCAAAUCACUUUACCCAGUUGCCUCAGCAAAUACAUACACACACACAUAAAAUAGAAGAAAUUCUAUUCAUGAGUGUCCAUUUUUUCUUUGCUUCCUUGAAAUUGUCCUUUUGUUCUCUACUGUGCACUUUUUUUUUUACUUUAUUUUUUUUUCUCCCUUUCAUCCCCUCCACUUCCCCCAGACAGGCUGUAGGUAAGUACACACAUAUAUAUUUAUAUAUACACACCUCCUCCCCCCUGCCCCCACAUAUAUACAUAUGCCUUUACACCCACUUCCAUAUACAUAUAUCUAUAUAUGCACAUACAUAGAGCAACAUGCAUACGUAUCUAUAUAUACUCCCGUAUUAACCCAUAUGUAACCAUGCAUCUAAAAUCGUAUUAGUAUGGCUGACAUGUAAAUUGCUCUCUUGAAUGAGUCUUUAGAUAGGAUUGUGUCUAAGAUCAAUGAUUACUAGUUGUACUUUUUUUUCCUAAUAAAUUCUACUCCUGA